AUGAUGGCGUCCGGUAGUCGAUCCAUGGGUACCGUGCCGGUACGGUACCAGUACCGUACUGCCCUUCAGUUCUACCGUACCGGUACCGGUACGGUAGCUCUGGAGGCACGCACCGACGUUCUUUCCUUGUCUUUCACAGGCAGGAGCAAAGUAAUCUGCAUAGCACGAUGCGGCAUUUACCAAUACCGGUACAAAGCCAGUGCGUUCUUCAUGCACCAAAUUCAGUCACUUUUUUGCUACAAAAAUCGUUGUCCGGUACCAGUACGCAGCAUAACAACCAUCUCACAUGAUUUGAUGCACUGUCUUCUGUAUGAGCAGGCAGACCAGGUGCCACUGUCUCUUGUCAACUCCAUUUUCAAAAGGCCACUAGAGGACCAAAUGGAAAUGGCACCGUCCGAUAUCAAAGCCUGGCUUUCAAAUUGGAUGCCAGUGGUGGCCAAAGCAAGCAGAGAGCAGCAACAACUGGGCGCAGCCUUCCAUGAGGCAGCAGCAACUUUGGAUCAGGCUUUUGGGUCUGAUCUCGAUUUAGAUGACAGCAGUGUUGACACUAUCAGCAAUAGUGCAGCUAGUAGCAGUGCUGAUGACAGAAGCAGCACGGGCAGGUCCGGUUGGUGA
Seminavis robusta is the source of this 615-nucleotide messenger RNA. NCBI's taxonomy places the organism in Eukaryota, Bacillariophyta, Bacillariophyceae, Naviculales, Naviculaceae. The record is from the annotation of a GenBank genome assembly.